AUGAUAACGAAGGGCUCAAAUCAGAGAAACAAAAAAAGACAUAUCCUGGUAUGUCUCAUCAUAGCAUUACUGACCAUUACGAUUUGUUUAUUAGUGAGGAAAGAGAGCGAUUCGUUAUUUCGAAUAUUUCCUUCUGAGAAGGGGUUUAGUGGGAAUGGAAAUGCAAAAUUUAAGUUAAAACAGAUACACCGACAUGGUGUUGGUUCGAAGCAUGAGUGGCACCAGAAAUUAGAGGUUGAUGCAGAUUUCGUAGAGCAAGCAGGCCUUCUCUACGAGCGCCAGGUUAGAAUCAAUCAAAAAACGUAUGACGAGCCUUUAUGGACAAACCAUCAUGAGUUCGCAACGGAGAACCCAUUUGCGUACGAGUUCGAUAUUAGUGAUGACUUACUGGAUAUGAAGCGCAUGGCUGACCGGAGUCCCGAAUUUAUCGAAGGAUACUCAGAGUUUGCCCUUUCUUCACCAGAGAUGGCCGCUAAAGUUCAAAUCGAUUGGAUAGAUGAGAAAGUUAUUGUACCAAAUAUUACUGAUAAGAAAACUGAGGUUUCCUUGGCACUAAUGUCAUCAAAUGCGUACGUUAGAAUACCACAUACUGGUGACUGGAGAAAUAUAUCAAGGCCAUGGAAUCGGUCUGAAUCUGGUGGAUUUGGUUGGAACGAUGAUGGUCUCAGAGGCCAUGUGUUUGCCAACGAGAAGGACAACAUCGUCAUUAUCUCCAUCAAAGGUACAAGUGCCCAGGGACUACCGGGAUCUGGAGUCGACGAGACAACCGUGAAUGACAAGAUCAACGAUAAUUUACUCUUUUCAUGCUGCUGUGCAAGAGUCAGCUAUCUAUGGACCACCGUAUGCGAUUGCUAUACCAAGUCAUAUACCUGUGAUGAAGCAUGCCUAGAGAAAGAGCUUCGAAAGAAGGACUAUUACUACUCGGCUACAUUGGACAUAUACAAACAUGUACGGAAAGACUACCCAAAUGCUACAAUUUGGGCAACAGGACAUUCACUUGGUGGCGCGUUAGCUAGCCUACUGGGCCGUACGUACGGGUUACCUACAGUCAGUUUUGAAGCUCCCGGUGAAUUACUUGCAGCCAAAAGGUUACACUUACCUUUCCCACCAGGUUUGCCCUCAUACUUGGAAGGUAUAUGGCAAGUUGGUCAUACUGCAGAUCCAAUCUUCAUGGGAACUUGCAAUGGAGCCAGUUCUAGCUGCUCAGUUGCAGGCUACGCCAUGGAAACUUCCUGCCACACGGGUAGAGUAUGUGUGUACGACGUCGUCAAGGAUAAAGGCUGGCAUGUAAAUUUGCUUAACCACAGAAUACAUACAGUCAUCGAUGAUAUUCUGAACCAAUAUGAAGAAGUCGCUACAUGCGUUGAACCGGAUCCUUGCAUCGACUGCUACAACUGGAAAUACAUCCCGGAAAAAGGCGCCAGCUCCACGAAAUCUUCCAGUAUGACCAAGACUACAACACAUACUUCCACAGGCACACCAACAUCAUCGUGCGUAGCACGCAAUUGGUUCGGCUUGUGCACAAGGUAUGAGUAG
Messenger RNA from Torulaspora delbrueckii, 1536 nucleotides. It is a transcript of the gene ATG15, whose product is annotated as triglyceride lipase ATG15. Gene Ontology annotation, biological process: neutral lipid catabolic process; piecemeal microautophagy of the nucleus; multivesicular body membrane disassembly. The transcript has a single exon. NCBI's taxonomy places the organism in Eukaryota, Fungi, Ascomycota, Saccharomycetes, Saccharomycetales, Saccharomycetaceae. Gene Ontology annotation, molecular function: glycerophospholipase activity. The coding region runs from base 1 to 1536 and encodes 511 amino acids. The record is from RefSeq and is a predicted model, not a curated record.